AUUUAAAGCCCCUCCCUCUGCUCCAAUCCAUGAGACUCAUUUUUCAAAUAUCUGAAUGCUUCCAAAACAGAGCCGGGUGUUUUUGGUCCGCCAUUUUUGUCAAACCAAUCACUAAUAAUAAUACAAAACCCAGCACCUGAAAUCCCACCUCCUCUGUCUCCCCCCAAAAACCAAAAGCUCCUCUCUCUUCUUAUACCCUCUUCUCCUCUAUCUCUCUGUUCAUUGCUUUCUUGGAGUGAUUGGACUGAGAAAUGGAAAGAAGCUUCGGGAAGGUGGUCAAUGCCAACGACAGAGACGAAGAGCUCGCUCUGUUUCUCGAGAUGCGGCGCCGCGACAAGGAUAAGGAGAAAAAUGGAAACUUUCUGCUGCUUCCGACCAAGAACGGCGGCGGCGAUGAGCUCGAUGCUGCUGCUGCUCCGAUUGAGUAUGAUAAGGCGAUUUACAAGUUUAAUGGGUCGGCGGCGCCGGAGCGGAGGAGUAGAGUGGAUGAGUUUUUGAACUCGGAGAAUGAGAAAUCGGACUACGAUUGGCUAAUUACUCCACCUGCUACCCCAUUAUUUCCAUCCUUGGAGAUGGAACCACAAAAGACUUCAGUUAGUCAGAUUGAGGAACCUAAUGCGCGUGAUUCUGCUCCUCCAAAAUCUAGGCUAGCAAACACAAAGUUAGAAACUGCUUCAGACAGCAAAAUAGCAUCUAAGGAGUCAACAUUGCUAUCACGACCGAAUUCUUCCGGUACUAGUAACAGGAGGCCCUCACCAUCAAGAGGGCCAACAGCUGCUCCUCGUAGAUCUGCAACACCAACUGGACGGCCCAUCACAUUACCUUCAUCAACCAAGCCAUCAAGGUCCUCCACACCCAAUUCACGAACCACCUUACCAUCUGCUAAGCCAGUGGCUCCUCCAGUGAGGUCCUCAACUCCUUCUAGAUCCACCACGCGUUCUUCUACACCAACUGGCAGAUCUUCUGUCCCAGCGUCUAAGACAACAUCAAGAUCAGCAACACCAACUCGCCUACCAAGUUCGUCAAGUACACCUGCACUGUCUGCUUCUCGUGGCCGUUCUUCUUCAGUAUCAAAGUCAGCUCCCCCAAGUUCAAAAAAUCCUGUGCCAUCACGUGGAAGUUCUCCAACAGUAAAAUCUAGGUCUUCGAAAUCCUCAGAUAUGCCUGCUUUCUCACUUGAUGCUCCACCAAAUUUGAGAACCACUUUGCCACAAAGGCCAAAUUCAGCCUCUAGGGCUCGUCCUGGGGCACCAAGUGUUAGAUCAUCUUCUGUUGGAGCUGUUUCUAGUGGAAAACCUAGACAGCAAUCAUGUUCACCUUCUAGAGGAAGGGCUUCACAUGGCACUGCCAGUACUAAUGGGUACUCUCGUCAAGUCACAAGUAAAUCAUCUCCCAAUGAUAGUGAUGAUGUAAAUCCUGUACUUAUGGGGACCCAAAGUGUUGAGAGAGUAGUGAACCAGAGGAAACUGGCACCACCAAAGCAGUAUGACCAUUCUACUCAGAAGAAUCCUGAUGGGAAGUCUUUGUCCUCUGACAGCUUAGGCUUUGGAAGAACACUUUCAAAGAAAUCCUUCGAUAUGGCUAUGAGACACAUGGAUAUAAGGCGAAGCGUGCAAGAUAACCUACAUCCUGUUCUGACAAAAGUUCCAGCCUCCUCUGUGUACAGUGUCCGGACAAGACCAACAAAAAGCAAGACUACUAAUGCUACGGAUUCUCCUCUUGCCACAUGCAGCAAUGCUAGCUCUGAACCAAGUGUCAACAAUAUUUCUGCAUACUUUGAAGGUUGUGAAAUUGAGGACAUUGAUCAUGGAAGUGACAAAGGAAACUCCUCUCCUGCAUGCCAGCAAGGCAGGUGACAAUUGGUUCUGGAUUUUUGGUUUUUAUCCAUUGUCAUUCUCCCACCAUUGUUAUUUUACGAGGUUGCCUAGUCUACGUGGUAAUUAAGCUCAGACAUCCCCGAAAGGAGCUGAUGGUAGAAGGCCAGCUAAACUACUGUAAAUUUUAAAGAACUACGUCCGCGAGUGCAUGUCUUUCUAGACCUGCCACUAUGUUAGUGGAACAAAAAUCAGGUACAUUCGAUCGGUGAGCCAUAUUUUGGGUCAUCUGUUAAGCUACUUGUUAGCAAUGAUUGUUUGUACUAGAUUAAUUAUUGGAAAUUGAAGAGCUCCUUCAGCUUUUACA
This is a messenger RNA of Rosa rugosa (rugosa rose), 2181 nucleotides long. RefSeq lists its product as uncharacterized. The coding region runs from base 252 to 1856 and encodes 534 amino acids. The record is from RefSeq and is a predicted model, not a curated record. NCBI's taxonomy places the organism in Eukaryota, Viridiplantae, Streptophyta, Magnoliopsida, Rosales, Rosaceae. The transcript has 5 exons. Gene Ontology annotation, biological process: cortical microtubule organization. Gene Ontology annotation, cellular component: cortical microtubule.